Molecule: messenger RNA, 708 nt
Organism: Ilex paraguariensis (yerba mate)
Lineage: Eukaryota; Viridiplantae; Streptophyta; Magnoliopsida; Aquifoliales; Aquifoliaceae
Source: the annotation of a GenBank genome assembly
AGGUGAAACAAUCCAGUGGAGGUGAUAACGUGCGCAUCCCAAAUAAAUCUUUUCGCCUGUCAGUUAUGGACUGAGUCUCUCGCCAUAAGAGGCGACUAACCUUACUCUCUCUCAAGAUGGCGCGAUUGACCUAGUUUCCUCCUUCUUGAUGUGGGUCUGGCUUGCAUUCCUAAACUGGACCUUUGAGUUGGGCCUCAUCUGUGAUUCUGGGCCUCGGCUGUAAUUUUGGGCCUGAUUUGGGUUGGGCCCAUCAUUUGCCCCCUAUGCCCCGAGCCUAAUGGAAUUUGGAAGAGAGGGCAUUAGCAAAGAUAAAAUUUGUCUCCUAUUUUUUUACCCUUUUUUCCAAGUACUAACUACUUCCUUGCGGAUAUUGCUUUGAGAUUUGAAUUCAUGGAGAGAAUAAAGAGAGGUGCAUUGUCGAGUGGAUUAGGAUUCAAGGAUCGGGCCUUAGGUAAGGCGGCACCAAGAGGCGUUGAGGCAGGCGAGGGCACCCAAAGCGCCAUGGUAGGCGUGGGCGUCAAGGCAGCAGGCGAGGGCGCCAACAAGGGCAUCAGGGGUGCCGUGGUAGCAAGCGAAGGCCCCAGUCGAGGCGCCAACGAGGGCGCCAUGGCAAGUGCAGGUGCGGGCACUGUGGCAGGCACAUGGGCAAUCACAGGUGCGAGAGCAAGCACGAGAGCCUGGGAGCAGGUUGCAAGUGCCACCACAUAG